GGAAAAUGUGCUGUAGGACGAAGCACCAGAGUCAGGGGGAGCAUCUACAUCUAUAAGGGACCCGGCGAGAGAGCUGCAAGAUGGCAAACCCAGAGGUUGUGACUCCAGACUCCUACCAUGAUAAAAGCAGCCGCUUUUAUGUGGUGACCUGGAUCAACAACCUGCUGAAGACCAACUUCAAAGAUGUGCGGCAGAUGGGUUCAGGGGCAUGUCACUGUCAGAUCAUGGACUGGGUUAUUCCUGGCUCUGUUGACAUGACCAAGGUGAAGUUUGAUGCACAAGGUGAGGACGACUUUAAGCACAACUUCAGUCUCCUCAGUGAGGCCUUCAGCAAGAGCGGCAUCACAAAGACGAUUCCAGUCGAUGAGAUAAUAAAAGGGGAUUCUAAAAGCAACUUUGAGAUCCUGAAGUGGUUCAAAGCUUUCUACAACGCAAAUGGAAAAAGUGAAGAAUACGACCCUGUGAAAGCUCGGGACAGCCAGGAAAUCAGCCCUACUUUUGUGCUUCCCAAAUCAUGGGAACCUAAACUGGUAUCAGACAUGGAGACAGAUAAGGUGGUCAGCACUGCACCUGCUAGAGAAUUCCCUUUCUCUGAAAAGUGGAAGGACAUUUUUGAUUGGGUUGACCAGAGUCCUCUUGGAGAGCAAUAUACCUUCUGCCGCCCUUGCGAUAGAAACCUGAAGACAUUUCAGAAAGGCCUUUUUGAACUCAGGCGACAUGUGGAAACCAACAAACACAAGAAAAGGGCACAAAUUUCCAACGGUGUUUGCCCGGAGAGCAAACCCUCUGUUAACGGUGACCAUGUGACUAGACGUUAUGCACGCUGUAAACGCUCAUUGCAAUACUCCAAAGACAUCAAAUCUGUUUGCCAGCACACUCCUUACUGCGUGUACAUUUAUGGAGGGAAAACCCUCGGAAAGGAUGAUACUGCCUCUGUGGUCCUUGUCGGGUAUUUUGAUGUCGAAGCCUCCAGGCACUGUAUCCGAUUUCUGGAUGCUCUUCAGUCAGUGGAUGGUGCAGGGGAUCAAACAGCACCAGCAGUGGCAGAAACCUUAAAGAAAUUCGGGUUACACACAGAUAAUCUUGCCACCGUUUAUUCUGACGAUAAUGUUGCAGCCUCAGAGCAGAUCUGCUCGCAGCUCAGGGAACUCAACCCGAACAUAGUCGCCUUAGGAGGGCUGUACGCCAUCGCAGAUGCAGCUUGUCAUGCUGGGGUUAAGGAGCUCUCAAGUCAGGCUCAAGAGUUGAUGGUAGAUAUCCAUGCCUACUACUCCUCCUGCUCCACCAAGAAUGACAACCUCAAGGCUCUUUUUGGCUCAGACACUGUGGACAGUUCAUCAUUUCAUCUCAACACCAGCUGCCUUAAGCUCUGCCCAUUAGUCACAAAUAUUUUGGAAAAAUGGAGAGAUCUCGUAACGUAUUUUAAGUCUUGUGACAAAGACGACGACAAAGCCAAGUUAAUCUGCUCCAAGCUGCUGGAUCCCAAAGUCAGGGCAACAUAUAUGUUCCUUGAACAAGCCUUAAAGCCUCUGCACAGUUUCCAAAAUCACCUGCAGACGAAGGAGGGAGCUGCCCGAGCUGAUAUGCUGCUCAUCCUGGAAGAAGCCAGUAGCCUGUUGAGCACUUAUACCUCCUACUUCCUUCAGCCUGAAGCUGCUGUUCGCUUCCUGAAAGAAAGAGAUGCAGAAAUCCUGAAGGACAAGAAUUUCCACCUGUCCAGUCCUGAACUCAGUCUGGGUGGAAAAGCUGUGGAAGACUUCCUGAGCGAGUCUGAGGCGGCAGAGGCUCUGCCGCUGUUUAAAGAGGAGGUGUUGUCUUUCUACGCCGCACUCACAGGUUGCAUUGCAGAGAAGCUGCCUCUAAGUGAUGAGGUGCUAAGGAGCAUAGCUCAGCUGUUGAGCCCUCAGAGCAGAGUGAAGGUGACCAGGGAAGUGGUCGGGGAGCUUGGGACCAAGCUGAAAAUCUGCAGCUCCCCUGAGGAGGUCAGCCAGCUCACAAGUGAAUUCCUUGAGUAUCAGAAGGCUGAGGAGGAAGACAAGGAAAACUCAGCCAAGAUUUCACUUGAGAAACACUGGGCCGGUGUAUUGAAGGACACCAAGCCAAACUCAAUCUUCAGAAAGCUUGUUCUGACCCUGUUGUCGCUCCCCUGUCGUCCGCUCGACGCUCAGCAGGUUUGUAAGGCUCUGGAGAGUGAAGACGAUGCACUGUUCUCUGAGAAUGAGGCCUUUACAGAGAGCGAGUUGGACAUCACAUCCGACAGUGUUCUCUCUGACAACCCCAGCAGCACCCCAGUCCACUUUGAUGAACGGUUGAACGGCUUCAAUGUGAAGCCAUGUGAAGUCCGUCUCACAAAGAUCAGUGAACACGCUGUGGAGAAUGGCAUCCCGUGGAAUGAGAUUAGGGGAGGUUAUGGCUGGGAGAGCAGCUUGCGCCAGAAGCCACAAGCCCGUACAGUGUUUCAGGCUGGUGCUAGCACCUGGUCCAGCCCUGUAGGUGAUGUUAAGAGACGGGAGUCCCCAGAUGAGGUGGCAGAAGAGACAUCACCAUCGAGUAAACUCACGCCAAGAGGACGACGGAAACAGGCCUACCAGGAUGGGAAAGGGUAUCCAACAGGAGAGCUUGUGUGGGGGAAAUUAAAGGGUUUCUCCUGGUGGCCUGGGAUGGUGAUGCCUUGGAAAACCAAGUCAGCUCCCCCGGCAAUGCGGAGGGUGGAGUGGUUCGGAGACGGGAUGUUCUCAGAGAUCCAUACGGAGGGUCUAAUGCCGUUUCGUGCCUUCACUAAGUGCUUCUGCAAAAAUUCCUUUGCCAGCUUGUCUGUCUACAAACAAGCCAUCUACCAAAUCAUCGAGUUGGCAGGUGAGCGAUGUGGGAAGUCUUUUGCUGAGGCAGAAGGAAAUAAAGAAAAAGAGCUGAAGCUGAUGAUGGAAUGGGCUUCUGAAGGAUUUCUGCCAACAGGACCUGAAGGAUUCGCACCUCCUGGUCUUCAAGAGUCUAGUGUGCAUCAAGAUUCUGACUCUGCCGUAUCUGACUACCACCCUCCAGCGAAAAGGAAAUAUGUUUUUAAAAACAAGGCAGUUGCAUCUGCCGUCACCUACAACAGAGAAAUAAUGAGAGAAAAGAUCAAAGGGAAAGGCAAAACUAUUGAAGAUUAUUGUUUGUCUUGUGGAUCGACUGAGAUUGAAGUGCAGCACCCGUUGUUUGAAGGUGGUCUUUGUCUGAAAUGCAAGGAGAACUUCACAGAGACCCUGUAUCGCUACGACGAAGACGGCUACCAGUCAUAUUGCACCAUAUGCUGCGCCGGCUUAGAGGUCAUUUUGUGUGGAAACUCCAGCUGCUGCAGAUGUUUCUGUAAGGACUGUCUGGAAAUCCUGGUGGGAACGGGAACCUUUGACAAGCUGAAAGAUGUUGAUCCCUGGAGCUGCUACAUGUGCCAGCCGUCACUGUGUAAGGGAAACCUCAAACUCAGACCAGACUGGAGCGUCAAGGUUCAGGACUUCUUUGCCAACAACAGCGCCAUGGAGUUUGAGCCUCACAGAGUUUACCCCUCCAUUCCUGCUGACCAGCGCAGACCAAUCAGGGUGCUUUCGCUUUUUGAUGGCAUUGCAACAGGAUACCUGGUACUCAAAGACCUGGGCUUCAAGAUUGAGCGCUACAUUGCCUCAGAGAUUUGUGACGAUUCGAUUGCUGUGGGGAUGGUCAAGCACGCGGGAAAGAUUGAAUAUGUCAACGAUGUUCGUACCAUCACAAGGAAACAUUUGGCUGAGUGGGGUCCAAUUGAUCUUCUGAUUGGAGGCAGUCCCUGUAACGACCUGUCAAUGGUCAACCCUCUUCGAAAGGGAUUAUUUGAGGGCACUGGAAGGCUCUUUUUUGAGUUCUACCGCCUUCUGACCCUGUUGAAGCCGAAGGAGGAUGAUGACCGUCCAUUCUUCUGGUUGUUUGAGAAUGUGGUUUUCAUGAGUGCUCACGACAAGUCAGAUAUCUGCAGAUUCCUUGAGUGUAAUCCGAUUCUCAUCGACGCAGUGAAAGUCAGUCCUGCUCACAGAGCGCGCUACUUUUGGGGGAACGUUCCUGGCAUGAACAGACCUCUCGCCUCGUCUCUGGAUGAUAAAGUGGGUCUUCAGGACUGUUUGGAACUUGGACGUGUGGCAAAGUUUGAAAAAGUCCGCACCAUCACAACAAAGAGCAACUCGAUAAGACAGGGGAAGUCUGGGCCACUUCCUGUCACCAUGAACGGCAAGGAGGACUACCUGUGGUGCACCGAAAUGGAACAGAUCUUUGGCUUCCCCAAACACUACACAGAUGUGAACAACAUGGGCCGGAAUCAGAGGCAGAAAGUCCUGGGUCGCUCCUGGAGCGUCCCUGUUAUCCGUCACCUCUUCGCUCCGCUGAAGGAUUAUUUUGAAUGUGAAAAACUGUGAACUGAGCAGCAGCGGUAAACCUACUGCCUCAUCCCACCCUGCAUUCCUAGGUAGUUCAAACUCUCUUGUCUUUUUUCAAAGACUUAAUUAACUACUUUGACUUUUAGAAGUGUUUACUCAUGAGCUAUUUUAAUCCUGUGAGUCGUCAGUCAUCUCUGAUCCACUAUCAC
Plectropomus leopardus (leopard coralgrouper) is the source of this 4588-nucleotide messenger RNA. Lineage: Eukaryota; Metazoa; Chordata; Actinopteri; Perciformes; Serranidae. The record is from RefSeq and is a predicted model, not a curated record.